UUCUAAUUCAGAUCGACUCCGUUUCAUGAGAUAUUGUUAUGAAUAGCCUGCAUUUCGACAAAAGUAAACUGCGAGAGACAACUAUGUGUGCGCCUGUGUCUUGCCUGUGUGUAUUAAUUGCUUAAAGCUAAUGGCGCUGAAUAGAAAAGUGAAGUGAAGGGGCCAUUAAACGAACAGUUGCAUAAUAUGAAAUCAUCAAUAAGUUGUAUUCCUCAUCAAACAUUUGUUAAAAAGGCGAUCACUUCGAUUGUGCUAAAUGUUGUGUAUUCGAUAUUGCUGGGGGAGGGGGGCAUCUGCAGGCUUUAUGAGGUGUGUGCCGCUAACCUGGCUGUGAUUUUUCGCACAUGCCCUACCUAGCGUCACAAAGUAAGCAUCCAUCUGCGACACAUGCUAGAGGGACGGUCUAGUCGUGUGUACCCUGCAGAUCGCAGGCCUCCUUUUUCCUCACCGCAUUGAGCCAAUCGCUGCGCAGAAGUCUAUUUUAAGCCGCAUCAAUGUGCCUGGUGGGUCUGAAAACGAAAUAGCAUUGAACUCUCACAAUGCUUCUUUAUUAAUGUUGAUUCAAUAAGCUGGCGGCUGUAAUUGGGUGCUGCUCUUCUCUCUUGGUGUUUCAUUGAUUGCUGGGAGUGCAAGGUGCCAAAGACUCACACACGUCUUGUUCUGGAUUGCUUCCCUUUUCAGCUUGCAGAUUGCUGUUGCCUGUUUUCGCUGUAGCGCCUUGCAGAGCAAAUCGUCUGCUGGAUUAACGCCCGAGUGCCGAGAAUAUAGAUCAGCUAAAGCGGCCGAGAAGAGAGAGGGCUGUUUGUGGCCUGCGACAAGGCAUCUGGUUCAUGUUUCUGGAUAUUAAUCGGAAUCAAAGUGGAUUACAAGGAUGGGAUGUGGUAACAGAGCGUUCAGAAAAUACACUCUGCUCCUUUGGCUCACAUCGCUACUGCUGCUGGUGACAGAAGGCAGGAGACCCAACAGGCAGCCCAAGUGCCCGCCAUCGUGCACAUGCACCAAAGAUAAUGCCCUCUGUGAAAACCUCAGAUCGGUGCCUCGCAGCUUCCCCCCUGAUGUGGUUUCCUUAUCGUUUGUCAAAUCUGGAUUCGCCGAACUCCCAGAAGGAAGCUUCUUGCACAACCCAUCACUGCAGCUCCUCUUGUUCACGGCAAAUUCCUUUGAAACAAUUGCUGAUGAUGCAUUCCAGGGGCUUCCUCACAUUGAAUACCUGUUUAUUGAAAACAAUAAAAUCCAGUCAAUUUCUUCAAAUGCUUUUCGAGGACUGAAAUCCUUAAUCCACCUGAGUCUGGCAAAUAACAACCUGCAGACACUUCCCAAAGAUGUUUUCAAAGGACUUGAAGCACUGACAAAGGUUGACCUAAGAGGCAAUGCCUUCAACUGUGACUGUAAAAUGAAGUGGUUGGUGGAAUGGAUGUACAACACCAAUGCUACUGUGGAUCAGAUCAGUUGUGCCGGACCACCAGCUUAUCAGGGAAAAAAAAUCAAUGACCUGCUGCCACAGUCAUUCGACUGCAUAACAACAGAGUUUGCCUCCUACCAAUCUUUUAAAUUUGAGUCUAUCUCCGUUGAUUCUUUCUCCUACAUGAACGACGAGUAUGUUGUGAUUGCUCAGCCUUUCAUUGGGAAAUGCAGCUUUCUGGAAUGGGACCACGUUGAGACAGUAUUUAGGAAUUAUGACAACAUUACAAGCACUUCAACAGUUGUCUGCAAGCCACUGGUCAUAGACAACCAGCUCUUUGUCAUCGUGGCUCAACUAUUUGGAGGUUCUCACAUAUAUAAGAGAGACAACUCAGCAAACAAAUUCAUUAAAAUUCAGGAUAUCGACAUCCUUAAAAUUAGAAAGCCAAAUGAUGUGGAAACCUUUAAAAUAGAGGGCGACUCAUACUUUGUGAUUGCAGACAGCUCAAAGGCCGGCUCAACCACUGUCUACCAGUGGUACGGAAAUGGCUUUUAUUCUCAUCAGUCGCUCCACCCUUGGUACAGGGAUACAGAUGUGGAGUACUUGGAGAUCUCCAACAAGCCCCACUUGAUUCUGUCAAGCAGCUCACAGAGACCUGUUAUCUACCAGUGGAACAAAGCACAGAAGUUAUUUGAUCGGCGAACAGAUAUUCCAGAAAUGGAAGACGUCUACGCCGUCAAGCAUUUCAAAGUCAAAAACGAGUUGUAUAUCUGCUUGACCCGCUUUAUCGGUGACUCCAAAGUAAUGAGGUGGGAUGGUUCGAUGUUUUUGGAAAUACAAACAAUGCCGUCCCGAGGGUCCAUGGUUUUCCAGCCUUUCGCAGUAAACAACUGGCAGUAUGCAAUUCUUGGAAGUGACUAUUCUUUUACCCAGGUGUAUCGCUGGGACACAAAGAAAGGACAGUUUGUUAAUUUCCAGGAGCUAAACAUUCAGGCACCCCGUGCAUUCUCUCUUGUUUCUAUUGACAACCGAGAGUUUUUGAUUGCAUCAAGUUUUAAAGGAAAGACGCAGAUUUAUGAACAUCUUAUAAUUGACCUUAGCAAUUAACAUGCAUCGAUUGGACUUGUAUUUACACAGCGGUUCACUGCACUGAAUGGGAACGGACAUGUUGAUGGACUUUAUGCAUGAAAACCCCCCAAUAAUCCUAUCAGGUGAAUGCCUUGCUAGACGUCUCCAGUUUUCUUUUGUCUGUCAUUAUCUACAGUAGUGCUUUUACAUACUCCUUCGUUUAAACAAAGGUCAGUGCUAACUCAGCCUUGCAAAGGAAAGCUGUAAAUACCUGCUUAAUCAUACCACUUGCUAAAGCAAAAAGAAAUAAAUUUAGAAAUGUACUUUUUCAACUAUUUAUUAACCUAUUUGGAAGAAGAAGAAAAAAACCUGCCAAAUAAAAUGUUUACAUUUUUCUGUCUUUCCAGUUGUAAGCAAAUUAUUUCUAAAAAACAAAAAGCUUUUGUAAAUAUGAGGGACCAUGCCAGCCAGAUAUUUCAUACUAAAGUUACUGUUGCAAUUUUAAACUCCAUAUAUUUGUAAAAAAAUAGCAUAUGUUGCAAUGCAAACUUAGUUGUGCUUGGGGAAAAAUGACAAAUCUUGGCAACUUAAAUUUGUAUUGUUGCUUGUUUGUAUGAACUGUAUAGUAAUUUACUCCAAAUAAAAAAAAAAAUAA
Molecule: messenger RNA, 3125 nt
Organism: Erpetoichthys calabaricus (reedfish)
Lineage: Eukaryota; Metazoa; Chordata; Cladistia; Polypteriformes; Polypteridae
Gene: lgi1b
Product: leucine-rich, glioma inactivated 1b
Exons: 8
Coding region: 872-2509 (545 amino acids)
Biological process (GO): myelination
Molecular function (GO): protein binding
Source: RefSeq, a predicted model, not a curated record